Messenger RNA from Neurospora tetrasperma FGSC 2508, 1255 nucleotides. RefSeq lists its product as uncharacterized. The transcript is spliced from 2 exons. NCBI's taxonomy places the organism in Eukaryota, Fungi, Ascomycota, Sordariomycetes, Sordariales, Sordariaceae. Gene Ontology annotation, molecular function: tRNA 2'-phosphotransferase activity. The coding region runs from base 31 to 1065 and encodes 344 amino acids. The record is from RefSeq and is a predicted model, not a curated record. Gene Ontology annotation, biological process: tRNA splicing, via endonucleolytic cleavage and ligation.
CCCCAUCACCGCCAUAACCAUCAUCACAAAAUGGCUUCCCCCGCCGAAGACCAAGCAACUCACCACCAAGACCUCGCCGACCGCGCCUCCCGCUCCAACCGCGGCGGCGGUCGCGGUCCCAAAUCCGGUGGUCAUGGCGGUCAUCGCAAGGGUGGUCGCGACGUCGACCUCUCGCGCGCCUUAUCCCGCCUGCUCCGUCACCAAGCCGCCUCCGCAGGUAUCACCCUCGACGCCGAAGGGUACGCGCCUCUGGACAAGGUUCUCGCAUGGGGCCCGAUCCGCUCGCUGAAGCCGACGUUUCCAGAGAUCUUGAAGGCGGUUAAGGAGAGCGAUAAGCAACGGUUUGCUAUCAAGCUGGCGCCGGGAAAAGAGGACAAUGAGGGAAGUGAGGAGGCGGGGGAUUGGUUGAUCAGGGCGAAUCAGGGGCAUUCGAUCAAGUUGGAGAGUGAAGGGUUGUUGAGGCGGUUGGUUUUGGGGGGAGGAACCAUACCGAUCCCCGAAACGGUCGUCCACGGUACGUACUUUGCUUUUUGGGACAAGAUCAUCCAGAGCGGCGGACUCAAACCCAUGGGUCGGAACCACGUGCAUUUCUCCACGGGUUUACCGGAGGAUACGGAGAGGGGGGUCAUCAGCGGGAUGAGGAGCGAUGCGGAGGUGUUGGUUUUUGUGGAUGUCGAGAGGAGUAUCAGGGACGCGGAAGCGGAGGGGGAUAAAGAAGGAAAGGGGAUCAAGUGGUGGAUGAGCGACAAUGGCGUGGUGUUGACGGGGGGCGAUAAGGACGGGUUGGUCCCGCUCAAGUAUUUCAAAGAGGUUAAGGGGAGAAGGCAGGGCGUGGGACUGUUGUGGAAGCAUGGACAGAAGGUGGCGGAUUUGCCGGAAGGGUUAGAGAUUAGGAUGCCGAUGGGUAAGGGGAGGGCUGCUGCUGGUGGUGGUGGUGGUGGUUGUGGUGGUGGUAAGAGAGGGGGACGUGGUGGUGGAAGGGGAGGUGCCGGGAAAGGAGGAAGAGGGAGAGAGGAAAAGGGGAAUGGUGAGGAGGCCAAGCCUCUGGAGACCGAUUCGCAAUAGAUGGAUGGGCCGAUAGAUUCUACCUCUACCUAUCUACUAUGCGGUAGAGGGGACAGAAAAAAAAAAGUCACGAAUCAAAACGAGCACGAAGGGCUUCAAAUCGGAAUACCGAACCUGGUCUUGUUUUUGAAGCAGUUGUAAAAUUCCAUAGCAAUGUAGAGCCACCCAAUGCCGCAAAAUGGUCCAGACG